Molecule: messenger RNA, 6171 nt
Organism: Acromyrmex echinatior (Panamanian leafcutter ant)
Lineage: Eukaryota; Metazoa; Arthropoda; Insecta; Hymenoptera; Formicidae
Product: acetylcholinesterase
Biological process (GO): choline metabolic process; acetylcholine catabolic process
Cellular component (GO): plasma membrane
Molecular function (GO): acetylcholinesterase activity
Source: RefSeq, a predicted model, not a curated record
CUCUCUUUCUCUCUCUCUCUCUCUCUCUCUCUCUUUCAUUCUUUCUUUAUUUCUCUUUAUUCUCUCUUAUCAUUCGCGAGCGGCUCGCAGCCUCCGCAGCAAUUCGCCGUUGUGGACAGCCGGCCUAAAAGAAGAAGAAGAGGACAGUUCGCGAUCUCGGGGGUGGUUUUUCCUCGGUAGUGGUGUUCGGAACUGUGACUCGAUCUCGCUCGUGAGUAAACGGAGAGUUACAUCGAAGAGUUACGACACUCGGAGGAGAUCGCUCUCGCUCUCGUUUUCCUUCUCUCACUCUUUCUUUCUCUUUCUCUCUCUCUCUCUCUCUCUCUCUUUCUUUCUCUCUCUCGUCGACGCUGACGACGACGUUUCGCCAACGGACGACGACGAACGGACGCUACCCCGCUCCACCGCGGGAAGCCAGACGAACGAUGCUUCACGAAUGAAGAAUGUAGACGAGACAGGGGGAGGGCAAGCGGAUCUGCCUGUCGCGGAUUCGGAGGAGGACAUCGCCGCCGUCUGAAGUCUAAUCACCUCGAGCCGCGUCGAGCACCUUCCUCGCGUCUUCCUCGCUCCGAGCAGGCACGAUGUCGAGAAACUCAAGUUCCUGGCGAACCGGCAGACUGGAGGCCCUGCUGGUACUAAGCCUGUUCCUGCUCCUCGUCCUGCAGCCGGAUCCUUGCCUCGGCUCGCCGUCCCACCGGAGCAGGCAUCACGAGCACGAGCUGCACGCCGCGCAGGAGGCGUCGCACGAGGACACCAGGAGUUCCAGGUCGAGCGAGGAGCUCCCACGACCGGCCGCCCUCGUCGGCCACUCCGACGAUCCGCUGGUGGUGCGCACCAGGAAAGGCAUGGCCGACGCCUGGUUCGGCAUACCCUACGCCCAAAAACCCGUCGGCCCGCUGAGGUUUCGCCAUCCGCGGCCGGUCGAGCGCUGGUCAGGCAUACUGAACGCGACCACCCUGCCGAACAGCUGCGUGCAGAUCCUGGACACGGUGUUCGGCGACUUCUCCGGCGCCGCCAUGUGGAACCCAAAUACGCCAUUGAACGAGGACUGCCUGUACGUGAACGUGGUGGUGCCGCGGCCCAGGCCUAGGAACGCUGCUGUCAUGGUAUGGAUAUUCGGUGGUGGCUUCUAUUCCGGCUCAGCCACCCUCGACGUAUAUGACCACAAGACCCUGGUAUCGGAGGAGAACGUAAUCGUGGUGUCGAUGCAAUAUCGCGUGGCUAGUCUCGGUUUCCUGUACUUCGGCACGUCCGACGUGCCCGGUAACGCUGGGCUCUUCGAUCAGAUGAUGGCUCUGCAAUGGGUGCGCGACAACAUCGCCGCGUUCGGCGGCAACGGUGAAAGCGCGGGCGCGGUCUCCGUCUCCUUCCACCUUCUGUCUCCGCUGUCCAGGCACUUGUUCAAUCAAGCCAUCAUGCAAUCGGGCUCAGCGACCGCGCCAUGGGCGAUAAUCUCGCGCGACGAAUCGAUCGUGCGUGGCAUCCGGCUGGCCGAAGCAGUCGGUUGCCCGCAUGAUCGCCACAAUCUGCGUGAGGCGAUCGACUGCUUGUUGACGAAGGAUGCGGAAGAACUGGUGAAGAACGAGUGGGGCACCCUCGGGAUAUGCGAGUUCCCGUUCGUGCCGGUGAUUGACGGCGCGUUCCUCGACGAGACGCCCCAACGUUCGCUCGCCACGACAUCCUUCAAGAAGACCAACAUCCUCAUGGGCUCCAACACUGAGGAAGGCUUCUACUUCAUCAUCUAUUAUCUGACGGAGCUGUUUCGCAUUGACGGCGCCGAGGACGUAAAGGUGACGCGCGAUCAGUUCAUCAGCGCCGUGUCCGAGCUGAAUCCCUACGUGAAUCAAAUUGGCCGUCACGCCAUCAUCUACGAGUACAGCGACUGGCUGCAUCCGGAAGAUCCGCACGCGAAUCGCGACGCCCUUGAUAAAAUCGUCGGCGACUACCAGUUCACUUGCAACGUCAACGAAUUUGCCGGCCGAUACGCCGACACCGGCCACACUGUCUAUAUGUAUUAUUACAAGCAUAGAUCUAGGAACAAUCCAUGGCCGCGAUGGACCGGAGUCAUGCACGCCGAUGAGAUAAGCUACAUCUUCGGGGAACCGCUGGACCCGUCCAAGGGCUACACGCACGAGGAGAUACAGCUCUCGAAAAGAAUGAUGAGAUACUGGGCGAACUUCGCAAAAACGGGAGAUCCGAACAUCGACGAGAGCGGCGAGCUGUCCCUGGCAUACUGGCCGUCGCACACCGCCGUCAAUAAAGAGUACCUGACCUUGGACAUCAACAGCACGGAGAUCGGCAGCGGUCCCAGGGUGAGGCAGUGCACUUUCUGGAAAAAGUAUCUGCCGCAGCUGCUCGGCGCCACGUCGAAACUGGAGGUCGGGUCCAAGGAGACGUGCGGCAGCACGAGCCUCGCCGACUCUGGCGCGACCCGGAUACUCCUGAUCUUGAGCCUGUUAUUGACCGGCCUCACUACUCUGCCUCACAUCCAGCACGACGUCAGAGGUAUCGUUUAGCUCCCGGCUGCCGCCGCCGCUGGAUCGGUGGUCGGCCGUCGAGCCGCCGUCCUAGCCCCGUCGAGCAGCAGAAGCAUCAGCAUCAGCAUCAGCAUCGGCAUCAGCAACGCGGCAGCAGCAGCAGCGGCAUCGGCAUCAGCAGCGGCGGUCCGUUUCUUCCCUAAAGAAGAGGACGAACGAACGCGAAUGAACAAACGGACGGACGAAACGAACGAACGAACGGACGAUCGGGAAGAUGACGGUACCGUGCGAGAAACAGACAUAUCAAUAGUAGAAGAGUGCUCGAUCGCCGGGGGAUCGACGAUGAAUAAAAGAAAAAAAAAAUACACGUCCGCCUAUGAGAGAGAUCUCGGUCGGAAAUUAUGGGGGACGAGGGGGGGCCCCAGAGGCCCGGGGUGGAAUCGAGUUCGAGUAGCGCGUAAAUAGAGAAAGGAGAGAUCCGAGAGGGGUGACGAACGACGAUCCGACGACGAUGACGGAGGACGACGAGAGGUAAGAAGAGAAGAAUAAAUGAGAUAUUCGAUGUAGCGAUGCACGGACGAUCGAACGGGGGACGAGACGAUGGCUCGAAACUAUCGGCGAACUACGCCGACGGUUCUAAUUGCGCUAAUUAUAGUUCCUACGAGUCACUCCGAAGUCUGAGGCUCUUCCCUCGCCUUAAUGCUAGCGCGACAGAACGACGAGAAAGUCCGUUUGAAACUUUUGGAAGGUUCAUAUAGGUAUCCGAAAAACGUAAUGAAAACGCGAGGAUUCGAAACAAAAUUUCAAACGGGAGUUUGAAAAUUCAAAAAAUUCGAAAACGCUAAAUUUUAACAGUCCGAAAAUUUAAAAAACCGCGAAAAUUUGAAAAAUCGUGAACACGUGGAUUCGAAAAAUUCGUAAAUCAUAUUAUAUUAUGUUAAAUUAACAUUCGGAUAUGUUAAAAGUUCAACACAAAAAUUUUAAUAAAGCCUGACACAAUUACAAAAUGUUUUUUAUCUGUGUGAAGAGAUACAAGAGUCUGAAAAUUCAAAAAAUUCGAAAAAUGCUAAAAUUUAACAGUCCGAGAAUUUAAAAAACCGCGCAAAACGAGAAAUCGCAAACAUGGAGAUUCGGGAAAAGUAGAGGACAGGUAUGAGGAAAUUAGAAGAGAGAAUCUCGGGGAUGCUGGAGGAUUCGAGGUACCAGAAGCUGUACACGACACGCGCGGAUUCGUCGUAAAAUUAUCGUUACAUCGGUCUCUCGUCGAAUCCGGUACUCCAUCCAGAACACGAACAGCGUGUUAUACCACCCCGCUAUACAGGGUGUCCCAGACUUCCCAUUACAGCCGUCAAUAGCAGACUCCUGAGAUUAUUUCAAGACAAAAAUCCUAAUACCAAAGUGCCGACACUACAAUAGUUUUUAAAUGAGAAGAGUUUUUAAAGUUAGUCAAAUAAAUCAUUCGAAAUUCGCGCGAUCAAGCAUGCACAUUAACAAUAAUGAAAGAGUUUAGAAGAAUAGAAGAGAAUAGAAUUGAUGCUUGAAAACAUCUUCACUAUUUUUUCUUUGCUAUUAACAGGUGUCAUGCAAAAUCACCCUAGAAAUCCUCAAAUAUAGGAGACUGAACACCGUUUAGACAAUUUCUGAUUGGGCCGCUAUAUUUUUCAGAAAGAUAGAACAAGAUAGAUAAUACAUAAGAUAGAAUGAGAUACACAUCUUCUUCCAUCUUAUGCAUCUAUUUAAUUCUAUCUGUUCUGAAAAAUAUGGCGGAUCAGACGUAUGGUGUGUAGUCACUUACUUGAGGAUCUUUGGAACACCCUGUAUAUCUGCUAUGUGGGUCACCGUUGCGGGGGGUUUUAUGAGCACGAAUCACCGUGUCGCGUCGCGUUUAUCGUGACGUUAUCCCACGGGACAAGGCGGUCACGUGUAUAUAUCCGAUGUUAGAUAUACCGGACGGGUGAUCGAAGUAUCCGGGGGUGAGAACGUAAUUUCUCCCGAGCUUUACCGGAUCCGUGCAGCUUCCAUUGCAAUAUCGGGAGUCUACGUUAAAAAAAAAAGAGCUUCGAAAAUCCUCAAGAGGCACAUAUCUACACCCUGCACCUGUCUCCGUUAAAAGAAAUCUGAUACAGCCAGAUAACGCGGAAUCGAUACGAUCGAAUCGUGUUCCGUGAAUAUCAGAUAUCUGACAUACGUUGUUAUUGUUCGUAUCGUCAAUUUCGUAUCAAGAUACUCUCGACGUGUAUAUUUUUUUUUAUUAUUGACUCGAGAUAUAUCUCGCGGGAAACGAGGACCUUUUUAUCACGCCAGAUUUAGAUCAUCGUAAAGAAAUUCUAUACAUAUAUAAUUCUAUACUGUAGAGAUUUCAUACACUCGUAUAGAAUGAUUCGCGUCCUUCUCUAAAUUUAAUGAAACAAGUUCUAAAGAUGUCUAUCCUGUUUUGCAAAAAUCUUUUCGUUAAUUUGCUAUAACAAUAACUGACCUAGAAAAGUUGUCAUUUUUUAGUUGCUUGCAGAAAAAGAAUGGAAACGUAAAAAAAAAGAAGAAAAAUCUAAAAUCUUAAAUUAUCUUAAAUUAUGUUAUGACACUGAACAAUCAUAUGAGAUGUGAUCCAAUUAACGCUGCAAAUAUUUCGUUGACCAAUCGCAAGAAAUUAUAUUACAAAUUGAUCAAUCAAAGCAUUUGCAGCGUGAAGUGGAUCGCAUCCAUAUUGUAUUGUUAUUUAUCCUGAGAACUGUCUUCUAAUUGGCUGAAAUAUGGUAACGUAACUUAUUCUGGAUGUAAGUUUUCUAAUACAGAUUUUCUAUAAUAAGCCAUUACCUCAGCUUUAAGUCUUAAGCCAUAAAAAAUUAACCAAUCAUAAUAGAUUAUUCUUUUCACAUUCGACUGUGAUCGAUUUUUUAUGGCUUGUGACUUAAAACUUAGAUAAUAGCUUAUUGUAGAAAACCUCUAAAGCGUCGUCUACAAUACACGGAAUAAGAAGCAAGAGCAAGAAAUUGACCAAUCACAGUCGAUUAUUCUUCUCACAUUCGAUUGUAAUUGAUCAAUUUCUUACUCUUACUUCUUAGACGACGCAAAUUUAGGCCGGAAUCAAACUACUCAUCGAAGAUUAAGAUCGAAGAUUGAAAGAUUGAAAUUUGACCAAUCAAAACGAUAGGAUCUAAAAUUCCUUUGUCCUCCAUUGGUCAAAUUUCAACCGCUUAGUCUGAUUCCGUGACUUUGUGGCUUAUUCUGACUUACCACUAAUAUAUGAUAUGAGUGAUGACUAACGACUCAUUGUAGAAAGUCUAUAAAAGUUCAUCUGAUGAAAAAUAGAUAUUAUUUCCUCCCCCUUCCCCCCCUCGCUCGUCGCGAUGACGCGUCGCGUAUCGCAUUCGUGUCUAACAGCCGACGAAGAUGAGCGCAGUGCCGCGUAAAAUUGCCUCUGGCCCCCCCCGAGCGACGAGGCCGAUUACGACGACUCUGCAAUUCGCAUUCGUCUACCUCCGCAUCCGCCGUUUCCAGCCACUGCUGUGUGUGCGCCAUACGUAUCUACCUACGUGGUAGAGUAGUGAAAUGGGGUCCGCAAUUCGAUCUAUACGGUCCGAUACGCGCGCACGACUCGCGACUCCGCGUCGCAGCAGUCGAUCGCGCUCGUAAAAGGCAGGAGAGAUAAAAAGAGAAGAAAGAGGGAGAGAGAGAGAGAGAGAGAGAGAGAGAG